Messenger RNA from Centruroides sculpturatus (bark scorpion), 1005 nucleotides. RefSeq names its product pro-resilin-like. NCBI's taxonomy places the organism in Eukaryota, Metazoa, Arthropoda, Arachnida, Scorpiones, Buthidae. The record is from RefSeq and is a predicted model, not a curated record. The coding region runs from base 427 to 1005 and encodes 192 amino acids. Gene Ontology annotation, molecular function: structural constituent of chitin-based larval cuticle. Gene Ontology annotation, cellular component: chitin-based extracellular matrix. The transcript has 3 exons.
UACAUUUUCAUUUAGGAGCGGCUUAUUGAGGGGGUGAGAAUCAAAAAAGUGUCGAACUCAAGGACAUUUCUCAGAUCACGUUUCAGAUCAGAUAAAAAAGAGCUUUAAAAAAGACCCCCGGCAAGUCGUAACUUAUAACAUACGGAGGCGAAUUUAUAAGUGAUGUCAGAGGAAAAGUGGCAACCUAAAAAAGAGAGCGAAAGGGAGAGUGAGUGACAAUAGCUUGGAAAAAUCUAGAACACGGCUCGGGGCUGGUCCGUCACUCCCGACGGAGGCGGCAACACUCGACCCCUCUCAAAAAAUGCCCAGCGGAGCGAAAGUGGUGCGCGUCGAGGACCACCCGAAGUGACAGAAGAGCUUCCGGCCCGAUUCGACAUUGUAUAUAAAGGCACGAAUCCUUUCUAGCGCAGUUGGCAUUCAGACACGAUGAUCAGGUUGGCAUUACUUCUUCUUUUGGUAGCGGUGGUUCGAGCCGGACGGCUUUCCGGCCAGCCCUACUUUCAAUUGGUACCUCUGCACUUCGACCAGUCGAAAACUUCGGGAACAUCCGGCGGACAACCCUUAGCCCAUCAACCUCCCGCUCACAGCCCGUACAGCUCAAAAGAGGAAAAAGAAGAGUUCGCCCCGUUCGAGUUCAGCUACACCGCAAAAGACGAGAACGGCUCCACCAGCAGUCGAGAGGAGAGCGCCGACGGAAAAGGGACAGUGACGGGCAAAUAUUCGAUUUUAGUAGAGGGCCUGGAAAGGAUCGUGGAGUACGUUGCCGACAAAGGGGGCUUCAGGGCCACCAUCAAGACCAACGAACCGGGCACCAAGAGCGAUAGCCCCGCCGACAUCUCUUUGUAUUCCUCGGCUCCGGAAUACACUCCACCCGAAACGAAGAGCCGACCCGAUCACUACCAACCGGGCCCGUCCCCCAAGCUGCCCGACGAGGGAAAGAAAUCGGCACACGGUCACUCCAAAUUCAUUUUGGUACCUCUCUCCGGUCAUAAACCGUGGGCAUAG